AUGCCGAUUUCGAGCAAUUGGUUAUUACUUACCGCAAAUAAGCAUAUAAUUAGGAUUUUUAAAGCAACGGUAAUUACGCAAUUUAAAACGCUGCUAAAACGAUUUAUACGAACGAAUAUUACGCGUUUGUAUUCGAAAUUUAACGCAAAAUAUGCAUCGAUUAUUGCAAUUAGUAAAACAACGUUUAAUAUUCGAAAAAACGUUGGCGUUUUUAUGCUUGGGCAAAAAAAACCCUGGAUAAAUUCUUUACGGCAAACAAUUACCCGUUUAAUUCCAUUUUCGAUAGUAACGAAAAGGAUAACAAUAAGUAAUUAA
Molecule: messenger RNA, 315 nt
Organism: Gaeumannomyces tritici R3-111a-1
Lineage: Eukaryota; Fungi; Ascomycota; Sordariomycetes; Magnaporthales; Magnaporthaceae
Exons: 4
Coding region: 1-315 (104 amino acids)
Source: RefSeq, a predicted model, not a curated record